Prosopis cineraria is the source of this 1192-nucleotide messenger RNA. Its product is annotated as eukaryotic translation initiation factor 2 subunit beta-like. The record is from RefSeq and is a predicted model, not a curated record. Gene Ontology annotation, molecular function: translation initiation factor activity; translation initiation factor binding; mRNA binding. NCBI's taxonomy places the organism in Eukaryota, Viridiplantae, Streptophyta, Magnoliopsida, Fabales, Fabaceae. Gene Ontology annotation, cellular component: eukaryotic translation initiation factor 2 complex. Gene Ontology annotation, biological process: formation of translation preinitiation complex; translational initiation; formation of cytoplasmic translation initiation complex. The transcript has 10 exons.
CAGCAAGAAGUAGGGAUUGUUUUUCCUUCGGAGACGACGAACAGGCAUUCCACACUUGGCCGAGCUCGCCGUUCGCCUUUGUUAGCCCUGCGCGAUUGUUCCUGAAACCAUGGCAGAUGAAACACAUGAUACGAAGGAGGAGGUUCCCGAAAUUGUCCCAUUUGAUCCUACUAAGAAGAAGAAGAAGAAGAAAAUUACAAUUAUAGAUCCUGCUGAUGAUUCAGUGGAUAACUUGGCUGAGAAGACGGAAAACUUGUCUGUUUCGGACGGAGUUGAGACUACAUUUUCUGGUUUAAAAAAGAAGAAGAAGAAGCCAGUUGAAACUAGUAACUUUACUGAUGAGGGUGGAGAUGCAGCUGAAGAUUUGGAUGUUCACUCUGGAGAGGAUGAAGGAGAAGAAGAUGCCUUGGCCCCUUGCUAUCCUUGGGAAGGCAGUGACCGUGAUUAUCAAUAUGAGGAGCUUCUUGGAAGGGUGUUUAACAUUCUACGUGAGAAUAAUCCAGAACUGGCUGGGGAUCGUCGGAGAACUGUCAUGAGGCCUCCUCAAGUUCUUCGUGAGGGCACAAAGAAAACUGUUUUUGUGAAUUUUAUGGACUUGUGCAAAACGAUGCAUCGACAGCCUGACCAUGUCAUGGCAUUUUUGCUUGCUGAACUGGGUACAAGUGGCUCGCUAGAUGGACAACAGAGAUUGGUUGUGAAGGGAAGAUUUGCACCAAAGAACUUUGAAGGAAUUUUGCGCGACGAUACAUCAAUUGUUGAUUGAAAUUUUCUCAGAUGAAAUGUCAUUUGCAUUGGAUGCAAGAGUCCAGACACAAUACUUUCAAAGGAGAACCGUCUGUUCUUUCUCCGAUGUGAGAAGUGUGGAUCAGGGAGAUCAGUUGCUCCCAUCAAGGCUGGUUUUGUUGCUCGUGUUGGCCGUAGGAACGCAGGGGCAUGAUUCAGUCAUGGUUUGCCAUAUUUAUAUAAAGACGGGUUGAAGAAAUGGAUCUUGAGUUGAAAAAUGAGUUACCUUUGUAUCGAGUUUCGAGUAACCGAAUCUUCUCUUUUCUCGUUUUGGUCGAUGUGUAGGAACUGUAUCGUAGUGCUGUUUCCGCUAGAGUAAAUUUUUUCAAUCCUAUAGGAGGAUUAAACCUUGUAUUGCUAAAAUCUAUCAUGCCCCAUCUCAAUCAUAUUCCCAAUAUUUUUAUUUUCA